GUCACUACACGGCGAAUUUUGUUGUCUUUAAUUUUAGGUUUUCUUAAAAUUACGAUUUUUAAACACAUUUUAGGACGUUUUUACUGCUUUUACUGAUAUGAGCGAUGUGCUUAAGAGCUCCCAGGAGCGAUCCCGCAAAAGGCGUUUGCUUUUAGCGCAGACUCUGGGUUUGUCCAGCGUGGAUGAGCUGAAGAAGGUCCUGGGCAAUGCGGAGGACAUCAACAGCAGUCGCCAGCUGAAUACUGGCGGGCAGCGCGAGGAGGAUGAUGCUGCAGCCUCUUCGUCGAAAAAAGCGCCCAAUGAAAUCAUUUACAGGGACUCUUCCACCUUUCUCAAGGGAACCCAGUCUUCCAAUCCGCACAAUGACUACUGCCAGCACUUUGUGGACACUGGUCAGCGUCCCCAGAACUUCAUUCGCGAUGUGGGCCUGGCGGACCGCUUCGAAGAAUAUCCUAAGCUAAGAGAACUAAUCAAACUUAAGGACAAACUCAUCCAGGACACGGCAUCUGCCCCUAUGUACUUGAAGGCGGACCUUAAAUCACUUGACGUAAAGACCCUGGGCGCCAAAUUUGAUGUUAUAUUGAUUGAACCUCCUCUGGAGGAAUAUGCCAGGGCAGCUCCUUCGGUGGCCACUGUGGGUGGAGCUCCUCGGGUCUUCUGGAACUGGGAUGAUAUACUUAAUUUGGAUGUGGGUGAAAUUGCCGCCCAUCGAUCUUUUGUAUUCCUGUGGUGCGGCUCGUCCGAGGGCUUGGACAUGGGUCGUAACUGUCUGAAAAAGUGGGGUUUUCGCAGGUGCGAGGACAUCUGCUGGAUACGGACCAACAUUAACAAGCCUGGACACUCCAAGCAGCUGGAACCGAAAGCGGUCUUUCAGCGCACCAAGGAGCACUGCCUGAUGGGCAUCAAGGGAACUGUUCGCCGCUCUACAGAUGGUGAUUUCAUCCACGCAAAUGUGGACAUUGAUUUGAUUAUCUCGGAAGAAGAGGAGUUUGGCAGUUUCGAGAAGCCCAUCGAGAUCUUUCACAUCAUCGAGCACUUUUGUUUGGGCCGGCGACGAUUGCAUCUGUUCGGCAGGGAUUCGAGCAUUCGACCAGGAUGGCUAACUGUGGGACCCGAACUGACAAACUCGAAUUUCAACUCGGAGCUGUAUCAAACCUACUUUGCUGAGGCCCCGGCCACGGGUUGCACCAGUAGGAUUGAACUCCUCAGGCCCAAGAGUCCUCCCCCGAACAGCAAGGUAUUGAGAGGAAGGGGACGUGGUUUUCCACGUGGUCGUGGCAGGCCCAGAUAGCCAGAUUUUGACUCAACAACUGCAUGUAUUCUAGUGUCUAAGAUCAAAAUUUGUUAAGACUAAGAAUAAGAUUAAGAUUAAAGGCUAAUUCUGCA
Molecule: messenger RNA, 1386 nt
Organism: Drosophila rhopaloa
Lineage: Eukaryota; Metazoa; Arthropoda; Insecta; Diptera; Drosophilidae
Gene: Mettl14
Product: N6-adenosine-methyltransferase non-catalytic subunit
Exons: 3
Coding region: 98-1291 (397 amino acids)
Cellular component (GO): nucleus; RNA N6-methyladenosine methyltransferase complex
Molecular function (GO): mRNA binding
Source: RefSeq, a predicted model, not a curated record